CCCCGACCGCGGCGCGCCGCGCCGCGCACUCCUUUCUGAGCGAGUCCCUCCCCUGCUCCCCGCGCGACGACCCCCGCGCGCCCGCCGCGUCGGACUCGCCCCACCGCGCCGGCGCCGCGCUCGCGCCUGCGUCACGGACGCGCAGCAUCGGGCGCGCGCGGCAGGGGCCCGGCGGCGGCGGCGGCGGGGGCGGCAGUGGCAGCGGCGGGGGCAUUAGUCAGGUGUCCGCGUCUCUGGACUCUCUGGCGUUCAGGCGGGCAGUCCGGGAGGAGGCGGAGGCGGCGCCCUCGUUCCUAUCACAGGUGUGGCCCCGCGCCCCCUACCCGCCCUGCCCCUGCAUGGUUGGCUGGCCGAGGCCUGAGCACAAUCAGUAG
This is a messenger RNA of Monoraphidium neglectum, 374 nucleotides long. RefSeq lists its product as hypothetical. The transcript has a single exon. The record is from RefSeq and is a predicted model, not a curated record. Lineage: Eukaryota; Viridiplantae; Chlorophyta; Chlorophyceae; Sphaeropleales; Selenastraceae. The annotation marks the transcript as partial.